Octopus sinensis (East Asian common octopus) is the source of this 2775-nucleotide messenger RNA. RefSeq lists its product as uncharacterized. The transcript has a single exon. Bases 1 to 2775 code for a protein of 924 amino acids. NCBI's taxonomy places the organism in Eukaryota, Metazoa, Mollusca, Cephalopoda, Octopoda, Octopodidae. The record is from RefSeq and is a predicted model, not a curated record.
AUGACUGCAAAAAGUACGGAGUGGAAAAAAACCCUUGAUGUCUUAUGUUCAUAUGGCUAUAAAAAGUCAAAAAAAGGAGAGUUUGCUAGAAUCUCAAUUUUAAUUUCCGACAAAAUAAAGAUCCUGGAAAAGAAAUUACGUACUCAUGAAUCCAGGAAGUUAUUUGGAAGGGAUAAUUAUUGUUUCGAGUUGAAUCGAAGAGCCUUUUAUAGAAGAGUGAAUGGGACUAACAUAGCUAGUGAAUAUGGGUUUGGUAAUGAUGAAUGUUUAAAGUUCUGGAAUGGUAUUUGGGAUCAGAAACCACUUCCAGAUACUCAAAUUAGCAUCACUAAACGGAUUACUGGAGCUGAGAUGUACCCAGCAGUAUUUGAUGAGGAAUAUAUUUUGGAAACUGUUAAACAACUACCUAAUUGGAGAGCCUGUGGGUGUGACGGAGUUUAUAAUUUUUUCAUCAAGAAAUUUGAUGCAUUGCAUGAGCAUUUGCAUAAGGUGAUUGUGGAUGUCAUUAAUGGAAAAUGUAUUCCAGGGGAUUGGUUUUAUACUGGGAUUACCUAUCUUUUACCUAAAAAGGAAUUUUGUGAGACGCCCAAAGAUUUACGACCAAUUACAUGCAUGCCGAACUUAUACAAACUGAUAACAAAAUGUGUCAAUAAGAAACUCAGUGAUUUUGUUGACACGUUCCAAAUAAUCUCAGAUAACCAACUAGGAACGAGAAAAAUGUGUCAGGGUGCUAAAGAACAAGCCCUAAUAAAUCAGUGUAUUAACCAAGAAUAUGACAACUCUUUAUAUUCAGCAUGGAUAGACGUCCAAAAAGCGUUUGAUUCAGUAAGCCAUGAAUUUCUAUUUAAAAUUCUGGAGUGCUGUGGACUUCCUUGUUGGAUUAUUAGUUUUAUUCGUACUUUGGUUACAAAAUGGCAAAUUAAACUGAAUUUUAAUAGAAAUGAAAUUGGAACAGUUAAAAUAUCAAGAGGAAUUCUGCAAGGGGACUCUUUGUCUCCACAGCUAUUUGUUUUGGUGAUGGAUCCUUUGAGUAGGAUAUUAACUGGAAAAUACCCAACAGUGCAUAUUAGCCAGUCUAGUCCAUUGAUGAUUACCUAUGUCACUAAUCAUUUGCUUUUUAUGGACGAUCUAAAAAUAUUUGCCAAGGAAGAGGCCACGAUUAUUAAGAUGAUGCAUGAUAUUGAAUUAUUUUUUGAAUCAGCAGGACUCAAUAAAAACAUUGAAAAGUCGGCUACUAAUGUUGAAUGUUUAUCAAAGGAAGCAAAAUAUUUGGAUGGAACUGAAGGUUAUCGAUACCUUGGAGUGUUGGAGGAUAAAUGGAGUAAUACUCUAAAACAGGAAAUUUUAGAAAAGAUUUCCGAUGAAGUUAAAAAAAGAAUUAAGGGUUUGGCAAGCACAAAACUGAAUGCAGUAAAUAUGUUCAAAGCAAUUAACGAAUCCGCACUAUCACUUUACAAUUAUUAUAUUGGACUAAUCAACAUUGAACCACAUGAGUUUGAGGAUAUUGAUGUUGAUGUUCGGCGUAUUCUUUAUGAGACAAAACUUCAUUUAAAGCCUGCAAAUAAAGAGAGGCUAUAUUUACCAAGAGAUAAACUUGGAAGAGGGCUCACUUCAAUCGUGUUUAGAAGUGAAUGCAUGUUGUUUCAAUUCCUUUAUGAUUUGGAAAGAAAAUCUAAUGUGUGUCUGAGAAAAGCUGGAAUUCUGCGGGCUGUCAAUUCAAAGAAAACACAUAUGGCCACGAUCGCGGGAUUCCUAACCCAGAAGUAUAACUUGGAUGAUAAUUCCUCUGACAUGGAUGUACGGAAACUUAAAAAUGCUCAAAUUGAAUGGUUAUUGACGAAAAUUAACAGUAAAUCUCUUCAUUCUAUGUUAUUCAAAUGUUUAAAAGACUUGAAUGUUGAUACUGCAUCAUCGUCGGGCUGGCUUGCAAAAGGGAAUAAUAGUCCAAGAGCCGAAGCAUUGUAUUGCCUUUUACAGGACCGAAACUUGUUCUUUGAGGAAAAAGGAUCAAAUUGCAGUCAUUGUAAAUCUGCCAAAAAAACAGUCGAUCAUUUGGCAACGAGAUGCAAUAGAAUGUUAAAUAGUGAUUAUAUACGCCGUCACAAUGAGGUGGUGAGAUGUCUCCAUUUAAAUCUGUGUCGUAAAUAUGGAAUCACAUAUUUAAAGAAACUGAAGACUCACUCAGUCCAAUCAAUAGUAACAACUGAGAAUGUUGAAAUCAGAGUCGAUACGACGCUGAUGACAGACAUCAAAGUACAACAUAACAAGCCGGACAUAUUUGUUUUCGAUAAAAGAACAAGGGAGAUUACUUUAGUAGAGGUCGGAAUCACUUCUCAGGAGAUGCUGAAGGUGGUUGAGGUUGAAAAACUUCAUAAAUACGACCUCCUCGCUGGAGAGUUGUCCCAAAUAUACAAAGCGAAAGUUAAAAUUGUCCCUAUUGUUAUGACUUGGGAGGGAAUUGUGAGUAAAUUCUACAAAUCAUAUAUGGAUUUUUUAGGUGUGGAUACUAUUCCGAGGGCAUAUAUUCAAUCUAUUGUACUAAAGAAAACUCUUGAAAGCAUGUUAGUGGAGCACCGACAUGGGAUGAACUUUCAAGAGAGUAAUGUUAGUGAAGUCAUUCAUUUUCUACAACGAAAAUCUCUACAACAAUUUGAGGACGACGAAAUCGUGCCCAUGGAACAACAAUCCUGGAGUGAGGAUCAGAUUGGUGAUGGUCGACAAGAGAUUGCAGUUAGAGAGCUAAGGAAUGGCUCAAAAAGAAAAAGAAUGAAUUAA